AUGGCACCUUACGAAGCACUUUAUGGGCAUAGAUGUCGCACCCCAAUUUGUUGGACUGAAUUACGUGACAGAAAGACUUUGGGACCUGAGUUAGUGCGUGAAACUGAAAACAUCAUCAUAUUGAUCCGUGACCGGCUGAAAAAGGCAUUUGAUAGGCAAAAUUGUUAUGCCGACAAAAGAAGAAAAGACAUCGAGUUCGAGGUUGGAGAUCAAGCCUUUUUGAAAGUAUUCACAUGGAAGAAAGUGUUAAGAUUUAGGCGCAAAGACCCAAGCUACAUCAUUCAGUUAGAAGAUGUUGAGUUGAGGCUAGAUCUAUCCAAUGAGGAGAAGCUUGUGCAAAUCUUGGAUCGAGAUGAGAGAGUGUUGAGGAACAAGUGUAUUCCGAUGAUAGGGGAGUACUCGACUGGUGGAAAUGAACCCCGUCGCCACCGCACACACCACCACGCAUCGGCAGUGUGCAUGGGGCUCUCUAACCAUCUAGGAGGCUCCUAG
Hibiscus syriacus is the source of this 492-nucleotide messenger RNA. RefSeq lists its product as uncharacterized. The record is from RefSeq and is a predicted model, not a curated record. Bases 1 to 492 code for a protein of 163 amino acids. The transcript is spliced from 3 exons. Lineage: Eukaryota; Viridiplantae; Streptophyta; Magnoliopsida; Malvales; Malvaceae.